Molecule: messenger RNA, 1369 nt
Organism: Pieris napi
Lineage: Eukaryota; Metazoa; Arthropoda; Insecta; Lepidoptera; Pieridae
Gene: Mettl4
Product: DNA N6-methyl methyltransferase
Exons: 5
Coding region: 286-1200 (304 amino acids)
Cellular component (GO): RNA N6-methyladenosine methyltransferase complex; nucleus
Molecular function (GO): nucleic acid binding; methyltransferase activity
Source: RefSeq, a predicted model, not a curated record
CCUCACCUAGCUGCCACUUAAUUAGACCGCUAGGCUAUGAGGCCCCUAAUUCGAUUCAGUUAACAUCGAUGUUACGAUAUUUUUGGUAUAGUAACAUCGAAGUCAAAACAUCGAUGUUUUUGCUUUCAACAUCGAUAAUAAUCAUCGAACAUCGAUAACCAUCGAAUAUCCCUAAUGCGUUAGAAUUUGUUUUGUUGAAAAACAAACAUUUUAUAAAAAUCGAAGUAAACUAUUGUACAGAAGCAGCCCACUAAAAAUAUUUUGAGUAAAUACAAAAGUGAAAUCAUGAGUAUAAUAUUUAGUAAGGAAAAUAUAUGUUUAAUUGAUCAUAUGGAUUUUGUUACCAAAUGCUACAGCAAUGUAAGAGAAAAAAAUAAUACAAAACACUACACUUUAACACCUAAGUUGUUCUCAAUAAAACGUAAAAGCAUUAUCGCACCAAGUAAACAAUUCAGGAAAAGGAAACACAAUGAUAAUGUUCUUGAAGAAGCGCUAACUAUACAAGCAAUAUACAAUAAUCUCAUUGCAUCAUUACCGACAGGCUUAAAAACAGCAGUAAAAACUAAAUACAAUACAAUGGAUGCUUCUUCUUUAAGGGAUUUUUCAAAGAAUUUAUUUGAAUCAACUGACUAUGACCACAAAGAUACAAGCGGCGGUAAUAACUCUGAAGUCCCACUGAUAUGUCAAAUCGAAGGAUCUGAUUUUUUAGUACCAGGAAAAUGUAGAUUCAAAUGUGGCUGUGUAAAAGAAGAAUGUAAGAAAUUGGAUGGGAAUAAAUAUGAUAUUGUUAUAGCAGAUCCACCAUGGUGGAAUAAAUAUAUUCGAAGAUUGAAGAAGGCAGCUAUCAAACUAAGUUAUUCAAUGAUGUAUAAUGAAGAAAUCGCAUCAAUACCCAUAAACAAUCUAUUUUCUGACACCACCCUUAUAGCAGUGUGGUGUACGAAUUCCCCAAGCAAUAUUAAUUCUGUCAAGGAACUAAUUUUUCCUAAAUGGGGUGUUGAGUAUGUAACAACAUGGUAUUGGUUAAAGUUGACCAUAGAUUUAGAGCCUAUUUGCCCGUUUAGUAGUGGCUCAAAAAAACAACCAUAUGAAAGAUUAAUUAUGGGAAGAAGAGGAGACUUAAAAGUGCCGAAAAAUGUGGUGUUUGCAAGUAUUCCUAGCUCAUUACAUUCUCAUAAACCGCCACUUAAUGGUGAGUAAAAUAACAUUGACUUGAUUUAGUGCUACUGUUACCUAACAGUACCUAUACAACCUGACUUUCAAAGUAACUGCAAUUGUUUGUCAUAAAGAAAUGAACAUUUAAUAGCAGACUGGUGAUUUUAAAAUAUAUUGUUGUUUAUUUGCAAAUUCAAAUUAAAGAAAAAAAUGU